Penicillium concentricum is the source of this 327-nucleotide messenger RNA. RefSeq lists its product as uncharacterized. NCBI's taxonomy places the organism in Eukaryota, Fungi, Ascomycota, Eurotiomycetes, Eurotiales, Aspergillaceae. The record is from RefSeq and is a predicted model, not a curated record. The coding region runs from base 1 to 327 and encodes 108 amino acids. The transcript has 2 exons.
AUGACGGUGGUUACAAACCAGGUUGUCAAAGCUGCCAACAAGUUCAUGAACCGCGGCCGCGACGGCAAAGACAAGGUCCUCAGCAAGACCCGCGGGGACCUAGGACCACACGAAGUCAGAACGAUUCUGUACCAAGAGUAUCUCGAGUCCAUGGCAAUCACGUACCUGUUCAUACACCUUAUGGUGGCGUGCGCAGUGAGAGCAACUCUUCGAUGUUGCAGUGUCGAAAACACACCAGAUCUCGGGCGGGACACGAAAUCUACUAAGCUGAGACUUCCAGUCACGGUUGGCCAAAGAAUAGCUAGUAAAGAGGUGCGCGGUAUAUAG